Messenger RNA from Contarinia nasturtii (swede midge), 1244 nucleotides. RefSeq names its product E3 ubiquitin-protein ligase TRAIP-like. NCBI's taxonomy places the organism in Eukaryota, Metazoa, Arthropoda, Insecta, Diptera, Cecidomyiidae. The transcript is spliced from 2 exons. Bases 308 to 814 code for a protein of 168 amino acids. The record is from RefSeq and is a predicted model, not a curated record.
UCUCAUUGUGAUUAAUCAUCGUUCAAGACUCAAAGCAUUCACAUUAAAUGUUAGUCUUUUAUUUGUGCAAAAAAAAACUCUAUUACAAUAACUGUACUCUAUAAUUGAAUUGAAGUGGAAGACCAUAAAACAUUUAUGUUUUAUUUAAUUGUAUUCACAUUUGCAUUAUAUUUUAAAGUUAAAUAAAAAAACAAACAGAUCGAACAUUGGAUCAAAGCAUUGCCUAUCAUUAUUCGCAAUAUUCAAUUCAUUUGUCAUCGUUCAAGGAAGUCACAUCGAAGAAGAAAACCCACCAAAAACCGUAAAAAUGGCCAUUGAAUGCAGCAUUUGUUAUGAAAUUUUCGAUAAAGACAAUAGUGAAGUGGUCGUCACAAAAUGUGGUCACAUGUUUCACACUGAUUGUUUGAACGAUUGGUUAAAGAGUUCGAACACGUGUCCACAUUGCCGUGUCACCAUACGUCGUAAAAAUGAAUUGCGCAAAAUUUUUGUCAUUAACAGUCGUAGUAGUAUGUUCGAUACAACAAACAACGAAAUUCGUCAACAAUUGGAAAGAGAAAAUAAUGAAUUGCUUCGUCAAUUGGUAAAAGAAAAAGAAGAAAGGAACAGUUUAAUUUCCGAAAAUAAGCGACUCCAAGAAGAAGCAAACGAUUUACGUUCCCAGAUUUCCGCGUUGAAGCAUCGCAUUGAGCAAAUCAAAAAAGAUCACAAUGGCAACAUCAAUAGAGCAGCGAUGGUACACAAACAAUUCAACUCGGUCAACCCGUUAUACGCACACGUAAAAAGCAAAGUGUCUACCGCUUGGAAGAAGAACUAAAGUCAACACGAAGGCAAACAUCGAUCAAAAUCAAUUUAAUUCUAUUUUUUGUUGCGUUUAAUUUAAUUGUAGCUAUUCUGUUGAUUCAGUUAUCUCCAUUUUUUAUGUUUAAUUGUGUUUAUAAAAAGUAUUUUUUUUUUUAAGUUUUGUCAAACAUUUGCAUUGUAAAGUUAAUUUGUUUAAACAAAGAUGAACCAUCGGAACAUUUAAUAGAGGCUAAAGGGCCAGAGCACCUGUUGUUCAUUAUUCGCAGUACUGGUGACAGCCAAUUCAUUUAAUAAAAGUUAGUAAAUCUAUCGUUUAAAUUAAAAUUCACGAAUCAAAAUCGAAAAGCAAACCGAAAGAAAUAAAAAAUAUUCAAUCCGGAUAACGGUUAAUAAAAAUGAUAAUUUAAUUAACAUCUAGAGGGUAGACACCUUGGCAAAAUCAA